Messenger RNA from Dacryopinax primogenitus, 510 nucleotides. RefSeq lists its product as uncharacterized. The record is from RefSeq and is a predicted model, not a curated record. The transcript is spliced from 2 exons. Bases 1 to 510 code for a protein of 169 amino acids. Lineage: Eukaryota; Fungi; Basidiomycota; Dacrymycetes; Dacrymycetales; Dacrymycetaceae.
AUGUCCCAUUCUCAGCCACCUAAGAAGCUCCCCCAAAUUCACCUCAUGGUCAAGACACAUAAACACACACUCGCUCUCACCCUCGUCCCUACCCAAACAAUCCAGGACCUCAAAGCCCAAGCCAUUGACGCGCUUUCCCAGUUCUCCUCAUCUCCCGAGGAUGAGAAGGAAGCGGGAUUUCCAUUACGACCCGAGCUUGGGGACUUUGAGGUUAUGAGGAGGAAUGGGGACGAGUAUGAUGUGUUAGAGGAGAAGGAGACGGCUAUGGGGCUCAGACUCAUGGCGUGGGACAGAUUAUAUCUUGCUUGGAGGGAUAGCAAGGGGAAGCUCCUCCCCGUACAGCACGACAAGUUCUCGUUCUGGGGCGAAGACGAUGAGGAACCCGCCCCGUCCUCGUCAACGAAAGCGGCGGUCAACUCUGGCGUGGGACCGAAGGCGAAUGCGGGCGCUAAGGGGAAGCGGAAGAUGGAGGAUGACUACGAGCCGGAUGAGGACGAGAUGGAUGUAUGA